Chrysemys picta bellii (western painted turtle) is the source of this 4335-nucleotide messenger RNA. Lineage: Eukaryota; Metazoa; Chordata; Testudines; Emydidae. The record is from RefSeq and is a predicted model, not a curated record.
CCAGGCUAUUGGCUGUCGGAGGCACGCGACCGGCAUUCCAACCGUCGGGCGCGAGUCACUUUCCGGAAUCUCCACCCCCUUCUUUACCGCGUUUGCGCCGCGGCGUGCCGGUCAGCCGGCAGUUGGGCUCUGCCUGGGUGUGGAAAAAUGGCAAAGAGAAUUGCAGAGAAGGAGUUGACUGACAGAAAUUGGGAUCAGGAGGAUGAAACUGAGGAGGUGGGAACUUUCUCAGUGGCUAGUGAAGAAGUCCUGAAGAACAGAGCUAUUAAGAAAGCAAAGCGCAGAAAUGUUGGGUUUGAGUCUGACAACGGAGGAGCUUUUAAAGGGUUUAAAGGUUUUGUUUUACCUUCUGGAAAAGGAGGUGGUGGCUUCACUGGAUUUGGUAAUGGUACAGAAAUGAAGCCUUUAGGAGGGCUGUCGAAUGGAAGCAGUGGUAUUUCUAGUACUCCCUCUUUCACUAGUGUAAAGACUGCUUCUGAAGUGCAGCCUGCAUUUGGAUCCGUGACAUCAAAUGGUCCCACCACCACAUUGGUUGAGAAAAAGGCUUCAGGCACAAAAGCUAAUGGUGGCAGUCCACAAUCCUCAUCCUCUGGUUACACUCAAAAUAAAAUGUGCAGCUCUAGUGUUUAUCACAAACAGUUAGCAGCUCUAAACUGUUCUGUGCGUGACUGGAUAGUAAAGCAUGUAAACACAAAUCCACUCUGUGAUCUGACACCCAUAUUUAGAGACUAUGAGAAAUAUUUAGCAAGCAUUGAACAACAUCAUGGAAGCAGUAGUGAUAGUGGCUCUGAAAAUGAAAGCAACAAAACAACUGGAACUCAGUCUGUUCCUACGUUUGGGACUUCAAAACUUCAGCAAGGAUCAACUUUUUUGUUUAACAGCAACAAAACUGAGGAUGAAUCAGACAAGAAACCUGAAUCAACAUCGGAAAAAAACAGAGAAUCACCAUUAGGAGUUGCAUCAAAUGUCUCAUUUAAUUUUGGCAAGAAUGUUGAUAGUUCUAUUUUGGGUUCACUUGGUUCUGGCACACUAACUAGUUUUUCAUUCUCCCCUGGGAAUUCGGGUGUAUUUGGAAAAGAUGCAAAGCAGGGAAAGUCUGUCUCCACGCUUUCCACCAGGGUAUUGGAAGCUCAGACAGAAAGUGGAAGUAGUGAGGAUAAAGGAGGAGAUGAAGAGGAGGAGGAGCCACCAAAAACAGUUGUUAACGAGGUAAAAGAAGAUGAUGCCUUCUACUCAAAGAAGUGCAAACUGUUCUACAAAAAAGAUAAUGAAUUUAAAGAAAAGGGUGUAGGAACGCUGCAUUUAAAACCUGCAGGAAAUGAAAAAACUCAACUGCUGGUGCGAGCAGACACCAAUUUAGGUAACAUACUAUUGAACGUGUUGGUUCCGCCCAAGAUGCCAUGCACAAGAACAGGAAAAAACAACGUUCUUAUAGUCUGUGUUCCCAAUCCACCAAUUGAUGAGAAGAAUUCCACUGUCCCUGUCACUAUGUUAAUAAGAGUGAAAACAAGUGAGGAUGCAGAUGAGUUGCACAAAAUUUUACUUGAGAAAAAGGAGGCCUAAACAUAUUGCAGUCAAAUGAUCUGAGAAAUUACUGCUAAACUGCUGCUACUCAUUUUUUCUUUAACUUCUUAACUCUCUACUCUGACAUUCUAAGAACUGUUACAGGAAUUCUGAAAAGUUUUUGUGAGGAAAAGCUAAAAUGGCUAAUAAAAGCUUUAACUGAACACAAGUAUCCAUCUGUCCUCCCUCCUUUUUUGGAAUAUCUAAUGUAUGAACCAUAUUUGGAUAAAAUUUGUACAUUUAAAUUAGUGAUUGCUGGAUGGACUGAAAUCAAAGUACAAAAUGUUGUACCACAUGUUCUUCACAGGCUUUAAGGUGAAGUGCAGCAACCUCCUUUUUUGAGAAGGGAGAAUGCUAAAUUGUUUAACUCUUGAAACUAUUUCUAGACUGAAUAGAAUUUUUUUUUUAAUACAAAAUCAGUGUCUGCUAGCUUCUGGUAAAGGAUCUAACCUUUCAAACUGUCACCUGAAUAAUUAUGUAUCUGAAUAACAAUGCUUCUGUAGAUUCUUUUUAAAUUAAUAAGAAAUGUGAUGUACUGUUGGGAUUCAGACUGCAUCUGUGGUUCCUCAAAGCAAAUAAUUUGCUUGCAUUAUUCCUGUUGACUUUAAUGUUACUCUGCUACAAACAAUUCAGUUUUGUUGUGCUUACUGUUGCAGCAAGCUAAUGGUGUGCAAUAGUAUCCACAGACAAGUGGAAGACUAUUAGCUCUCAACCAACAACCAGACUGGCCCUAUAAUUGGUAUUCUUGUUGACAGAGCUAGAGGCCAAGGGAGGAGACUCCAAUACUCUCUCUCCUAGAAGUAUUCUUCCCUACUCCCUCCAGGUUGAGACACAUCAAGAGCAGAAGCAGUUUGGUGGAGGAAACUGGUCAAGGCAAAUACAUGCCCUAUCUGUUAAUAAAAUUUACUAAGCACGUCUCAUGAGCAUCAAAUUAUUUUUUAAAAAAAUCUUUGUGCUGUAAAUGUCUCCUGACAUGGCCAAGAGUCUGUGUAAACUUGGGUACUAUACUAUUAAAUAUUUUCUUUGUGAUGUGAUAAAGCAGCAGAAUACUACUUGCUGGCAUCAAAUAUAGCAGUAGGGUUGGCUGCAGUGUUCUAUCUUUUGGACUACUGAAACAUCAUAAAGUGUGAGUAAAGUAUUUAGUGUUAACCUGGAAGGAAGCUCGGAUGCUGUAUAGACAUACCCAUUUUAAAUAUAAAUUGGUGCCUUUUUUGCAUUUGGUUUUGUAUUUAGCCACUAAAGUGUGUGUGUGGUUAGUUUCCUCAAUUUUUUCUAACGUCGUGCUGGUACGUAGCGCAGAGGUCAGAACUUAAAUGUUUGCAUGUUAAUUCUGUGAAUGAAAAUCAUAACAUGUACAAGUUUUACAGGCUCAGGUUGAAGGGCCAAGGGCUGAAAUAAUUUUGCAUUUGUUUUUAGAAAACAGUGUCUUAAUAAAUAAAUAAAUUUGAGUAAAGAAAUUUGUUUUGUAGGCUGCCAGUCACUGCACAUGGAGGGGAAUAAUCUUUUGUGAUGAGCAGAUCACUCAUUAUGCACCUCACACUUUAAGAGCCAUUGUGUAUUAGACGGUUAGAGGUAUUGUGUUUGGUACUUGUUUACUUCCUCAUGUGCAAAGAUGUGUAGUAAUGUGCUUUCCAUCAAUUGCAAUAUGGACCAAUAAAGAAGAUACACAGAAAUUCAUUAGGAGAGGCAAAUGUAACUAACUUUCCACGUGCCCCUUGCACAGCCAUCCUGACUGAUAUUUGCCUUUGAAAUGAGUGAAAUCUGGGACUUUUGUACGUGCAUGGUUUUGGCUUGCUCGUGAAGCUAGGUAGGCUAAGUAGAAGAGGCCAGUGAAUGGUCCUGCUGUAUCUGUGAUUGGAAGAGUUGUUUAAAACAUUGUUUAAAUUGUGAUUGUAUGUUUGAGGGUGGGUGUUGAGGACAGGAAAGAGAAUGGGACAGAUACUACUUAAUGAAAAUCUAAUAUGCUGGAAACUUUGUACCCCACAAUGCCCAAGCUGGCAAAUACACACAUUUUCUAUCUUAGUUUGGGAAACAAUGAGUAAAGGAGGUGGCACACCUUAUUCUUUAGCUAAGCAUGUAUUGGUAUCAGUAAAUGGCAUGGAGAAUCAUAUGGGAGAGAUGGAAAUAGGUAAGUGUAUACUCACAUCUUUGCAAUAGGUUACCCUAUAAAGUCUCCCUUAAAAAGAAAAGUAUAUGUAUGAAAUGUCUUAGGUCUAAUAAUAUUAAAAACAGAGUUUUUAAUUUAAGAACGUAAUCCUACAGUUUAUUACAACAGAUCUUUGCUGUUAACACUUUAAAACAAAAUUAAACAGGGAAAAGUGAUAGAGAUAUGACAGGUGUAAAAUUGAUCUGUCUAAUUAAAAGUUCUGUGUAUCUUAUAUUGACUUCAGUUAUUUGAAUUGUGAGAUGGGGAGAACUUAAAUGUAUACUUUUUUACUUGUGUUCAAUUGUACAGCACAAAUUAUUUUGCUCCCAGGGUUAUAAAAACAAAUGUUGUGGCACUAUGGUUUGAAUUUUGUAGUUCAUAGGGCACUUUCGGAGGGAGACACCUAAAAAGUAGAUUCUGGGAUUAGUCUACAGAUUUCAAUGUUUGUUUGCAUGAAAAUUUAAUAGAAAUUAAGCUCUAAAAACGUAUUAAAAGCAAAUGUAAAAAUAGUUUGUUAGGAAAUUACCAUUAAUUAUAUAGUUUGUAUCAGGGUGUCUGUCAUAUGCUACUUUAUUAUAAAAGAUUGUCUUAUUUAGAAUUCUAAUUCAAUAAAUUUCUGUAUCUUG